Molecule: messenger RNA, 1449 nt
Organism: Microdochium trichocladiopsis
Lineage: Eukaryota; Fungi; Ascomycota; Sordariomycetes; Xylariales; Microdochiaceae
Exons: 5
Coding region: 1-1449 (482 amino acids)
Biological process (GO): transmembrane transport
Molecular function (GO): transmembrane transporter activity
Source: RefSeq, a predicted model, not a curated record
AUGGCUUCAGCAGUCGAAGUUGCGCCCAAUGCCGCGUCUGAGGAUGGCGGCCAAGUUGCGCCUCCAAAGCCCCGGUCGCGCUGGGCACGGCCUGGCAUCUGGAGCGCCCUGAACAACACUGGCGCUGGAGGACAGCAGGAACCGUACCUCGUCAAUGGCGCCAACUCGCUGACUUUUGGUAUCAUGGCCUUUGGAUGCUCCAUCUUCUCCGUGAUCGCGAAUAAGGUCGGACUGGUCCCAGUCCUGAUCAUCGGUACCCUAGGAUAUGCUCCAUACUCAGCUUCGCUCUACGUCAACAACCGGUACGGUGUCGAGUGGUUCGUUCUCUUUGGCGGCGUGACCUGUGGAAUUGCUGCGUCGGCACUCUGGGCAUCUGAAGGAGCGAUCGCGCUCGGGUACGGCGGCAUCAAGGACAGGGGCAAGUACACAGGCAUCUGGCUGGGCCUGCGCGAGCUCGGGCAGCUCAUUGGGUCCUCGAUCCAGCUGUCGCUCAACACCACCAACGAGCAGCGCGGCAAGGUCGGCUACGACACGUACCUGAUCCUCAUCGCCCUGCAGUGCCUGGGCCUGCCGCUAGCCCUGCUCGUGUCGCCGCCGCACAAGGUCAUCCGCUCUGACGGCGUCCCCGUGCCCGACCCCACGAAGAAGAAGGCCAUCCAGGGCGAGACCAAGAAGAUGUGGAAGCUGCUCUGCUCCAAGCAGUUCUUCCUGCUCAUCCCCGUCCUCGUGGGCUUCAACUGGAACGGCACGUACCUCGGCAUCUACAUGACCAAGUACUUCUCCGUGCGCGCCAGGACCCUGGGCGCCCUGACUUCUGGCAUCGCCGCCACGCUGGCCAACAUCUUCUGGGGCUGGUUCCUCGACCAGAAGCGCUGGAGCUGUCCCACGCUCGCCAAGGGCACCUGGGCCUUCUUCUCCGUCUUUAUGCUGGCCCUGCUCAGCUGGCAGGUCUCCAACGAGAAGCUGUACUCGGAGGUGGUGCCCAAGAUCACCAUCGACUGGAGCAGCCCCGAGUUUGGCCGGGCCUUCGCCGUCCAGAUGCUGCUACGCUUCAUGAACGAGUCGCACUACAUGUUUGUCUACUGGCUCGUCGGCGCCUUCUUCGACGACCUCGAGACCCUGACCCUCGCCAUCGGCCAGCUGCGCUCGUUCGAGUCGAUCGGCUCGUGCAUCUCAUUUGGCAUCGGAGCCGCCAAGGUCCCGCCCAUGGCCAACCUCAUCGUCGCCUUUGUCAUGUUCUCCAUCACCAUUCCGGCCACCACCGGCGCCGUCUUCCUUGUGCCCGAGCACCCGGUCGACGCCGCCGCCGUCGAGGCCAGCGCCACCGCGGACAAGCACGGAAACGCCGACGCCGACGUCGAGUCGACCGACGACAACACCACGACUCUCGCUCAGCCGACCCAGAUCGCCAAGACCCUGAGCGUGGCGGACGGUACGAAGCAAGUAUAG